Messenger RNA from Linum trigynum, 3769 nucleotides. NCBI's taxonomy places the organism in Eukaryota, Viridiplantae, Streptophyta, Magnoliopsida, Malpighiales, Linaceae. The record is from the annotation of a GenBank genome assembly.
UUAACAGUAUGUAAAUGAUGAUACUGUUUAGUAAUUAGGAUUCAGGAGGCAGAGGACUCUGCUUCAUGGCUUAGGAUACGAGUAACCGUUGGUUACUCACCCCCCACGGUAACCAUCUAGGAGCCGUUGAAUUGGACGGACUCAUUGUGUGGCUGAGAUGGAUGAGGGAAUGACCAGGGGUAUUUUUGUCUAUUUAUUUAGUUUUGUAUUCUUUCCCUUUUUAUUAUGCCCAACAUUUAUUAGCUGGUUUCAAUGGAGGAGAGAGAAAGUUCAGCAUUUCCUUUUUUUGAAACGCUUUUUUCCUCUUUCUCUCUCCUAAUUUCCUUCUUCUCCAGAUCUGAUUUCUUUUUCUUUUAUUCAUUUUUUUCUUCAUCAAUUACGAAGGAAAAGUGUAGCCUCCUUUUUCAUUGCGUUUCUUCUUUUUUUUCAAUUCUGUUGACGCUCAAGAUCUUUCUUCUCUCAAGCUGCUCCCUCCUUCUAUUCUUUUUUUUUUCACCAAAAAUGGACGAGGGAAAAGUGAAUCCCUCUUCUUUCAUUAUGUUUCUUCUCUUUGUCAAGUCCUCGGCCUCAAAUUUGGUGAAGCUCCAUAUCGACCAAGAGGAGAAAGAUCUACGUGAGUCGAGCUUGCAUGUUUUAUAUUUUAGUAUUUGUUUGUGGAUUUUCAAUUCCAAUCUUCCUCAUUUUUUUCUUUUGGUGUUCUCAAAUGAGGGGGAGAAAAUGUGAGGAGGUAGAAGACGAGCUUGUGAAGAAUGCCUUAGUUAGAUGUAUAUUGUGGUUAUCAUACUAUAUCAUAUGGUAAUGUGUGGUAACUAAACGCAUUUUUAUGAUUACCAUGUUUUACCAUGGUGGUAGAGGGUGGUCAUUGACACUAGUUCACAGAAAGAAGAGUCAGCAGACAAUGAAGUGGACAAGAAAGUGAAUAAAGUCCUAAUUAGAUAUAUAUUGAGAUUACCACACUAUACCAUAUGGUAAUGUGUGGUUACUAAAUGUAUUUUUGUGGUUACCAUGUUUUUAUCAUGUUGGUGGAGGGUGAUAAUUAGAUUUAUAUGGUUUUACCUUCUCUUAUCAUGUGGUAUUGUGUGGUAAUUAUAAUUAAUUUGUGAUAAUUCGAUUUAUCAUGUUCUAUUAUGGUGGUAUGAUAAGGUAGUUAGAUGUAUAAUUUUAUUUAGCAUGUUUUACCAUGUUAUACCAAGUGGUAUUGUAUGGUAAUUAUAUUUGUAGUUUUCUUUAGCAUAUUUUAUUAUGUUAUAAAAUAGUUGUAGGUGGUGGUAAUCAUAUUCAUACUUGUAAUUAUCCUUUUAAGCAUAAAUGAUUGAAUAAAAACAUCACCAUUCAAUUUGAGUUGAAUUUAAAGUUGGGAAAGCAUGAAUAUUUUUGUUCUUUUAGUUUAGGUGAGAGAUAAUUGUUUUUUUCUUUCUUCUUUUAGUGACAGAAAAAAAGUGUAACAAAGUGUUUAUUUAUUUAUUUGCAGAUGUGAGAGAGGAAAAGCAUGAGGACGGGUGCAGGGUGGAAAAAAAGAGGGAGGAAAGCGUUGGGGCGGGAGUCGUGGUGGGGUUCGCAUUUGGUCAAAAUUCAGUAUUAUCAGUAAAUGGGUGGACACUUUUAUGAUUUUUCCCCUCCGUUUAUUUAAAUUUCGUGAACUGACGACUACGAAUUGAAUACAAUAAAAAAUAAAUAAUUUUGUUACUGGCAAUUACUGACUAGAAGGAUACUGAUGGGAUUCGGACCCCUGCUUCAUAAAGGUAAGGUAACUCCAUUUUGUUUUAAAGUUCUAUAGAUAACCUUGAAUUUUCUAGGAAUGAAAUCCAAAUCUUGUGGGCCGAAAUAGUAGUGGUCCAGAGCAUUCCACUAUUCACGUUCCACCCAAAGCCCAUAGUGGGCCUCCCUUGGUCUUCAUCCCAGGAGACUAUAUGGGUAGCCCUCAUAGUCGCAAAAGUCAUUAAGAGAAAAAGAAAACGCAGGUCUCAGCUAGUAGGGCUCCCCUCUGCCCCAAUUCACAUACCCUUACGGGCCUAGUAGUAAUAUCGAAGCAUUCUCAUAUUAGAGUUCAAAUGGAUAGAUAAUUUUUACCAAUAAAAAACAGUUGAACCAAUUGUGAUACAAAAUAUUAUAAUGUUAACUCUAACUUUCUGGUACAUUAUCUACCCACCUAAAAAGCAAAAUCCUUCUCAAUUGGUCUGCAUAAAUAUCACCGCCAUGACAACCACAGGAUUGCACUCAUCUUCAUGAGAGAGAGAGAGAGAGAGAGAGAGAGAGAGAGAGAGAGAGAGAGAGAGAGAGAGAGAGAGAGAGACCCAAUCCAUCCCUUUCCAUGCACAUAUCAAUCACACACACACCUCAUUGAGACAGACAGUGACCGCAGCUAAAGUAAUGCACCAGACCAGUACACACCUCCACCCUCACAAAUUCAUUUCCUUUCCUUUCCUUUCCUUCAUAUCUCCCUCAAUCACUCGCUCUUUCUCCCUACCCACCCUUUUCACAAAUCACUGUGAAUAGCUAGCUAGCUAGCCAUGGCCACCUGAAGUUUGAUUUCCAGCUUCCUACCACCCUCUUUUCAACAAUCAAGCUCUCUCCUCUCCUCUCCUUGUUAGAUGUUGAUUCUUCCCAGUCAUCAUCACCAUCAGCUGGGGUGCACUGGCUGGAUGGUUCACACAUAAAAAAAAAACCCCAAAGUACUCUCCAUUUUGCAUGGCUGGAGAUCAUCAUCAUCAUCAUCAUGACCAUCCAUGUAGAUCAUUCAUCACCACUCCCCAUUUCUUCUUCCCACCACCACCAUACAACUAAACACAUCCUUGCUCCGUCAGUUGUAAGAUCAACCCUCCUCCUUUUCUUCCUUGUUCUUUCCUCCAUGGUUGUUCACUUAGAGAUUACCACGGCAGCAGCAGCUGUUGAUGAUCCUAAGGUGAAAGUGGGCCUACAUAUCUCUGCCGUCGUCAUCAGAGAUCAAACAAGGUUCCACUUCCAUGGGAGCAGUCGGAGGAGUGGAAGGUUCCGGCCCCGGAGAACGCCAUUGCCGUGGCAGGAAAAAGGUUCGUCGUCGGCUAUGUUCAAUGCCAGUGCCCAUGAAGUCCCCAGCGGUCCCAAUCCCAUUUCCAACAGGUGACGAUGAUCCAAGCCCCAAAUACAGACAGAUGUAGAGCUAGCUAGCUGGAUUUGGUUAUAUAUAUUGGUUUUCAAUUUUGAUAUUUAAUAUAAAUUGUUAUGUAUAUAUACACCUAGCUAGUAGCUACCAUUUUUGUUAUAUUAUUUUGCUUGGUACGUUUAUGGUUUGGAGGUGCUUUAAUUUACUUUGUGUUUCCCCCCUCUGUUUUGUUUCUUCCUCUAUAUAUAUAUAUAUAUAUUUAUACAGCAGACGACCAUUUAGCCAGUAAUUAUUAUUAGGGCUUCGUACGUCUUGGAUGUUCUUGGGUGGUCAUUUUGUUGGGUAUUACUGAAAUGGAAUCGUGAGACCCAAGUUGUACAAUUUUUAGGUCUCAAUUAUUAUGUGUGUUUGGUUUUUCUUUGUGGCUCAAUUAUUGGGCUCAUCAGUUCCAAGGGACCCUACCUAUCAAAAUCAUUGAAUUUUAACCAUGUGAAAAGAGGAUAUGUGAUAUGUCUGAUUUGAUCCCGUAUACACGUAUGUGAUAUAAUUGUUAAUUAUUAUGAUAAUGAUGUCUUUACUUUAACCCUCACAUGUGUACUUUAUUUGUUAAUGAUUAAUUAUUUACAUCUGAUUUUAUUAUCCACCAGAUUAACGAGUAAAACUUUAUAAGAAAAAAGGAUUAACGAG